Messenger RNA from Eriocheir sinensis (Chinese mitten crab), 7605 nucleotides. RefSeq names its product palmitoyltransferase ZDHHC18-like (gene app). Bases 511 to 2163 code for a protein of 550 amino acids. NCBI's taxonomy places the organism in Eukaryota, Metazoa, Arthropoda, Malacostraca, Decapoda, Varunidae. Gene Ontology annotation, biological process: peptidyl-L-cysteine S-palmitoylation; protein targeting to membrane. The record is from RefSeq and is a predicted model, not a curated record. Gene Ontology annotation, cellular component: endoplasmic reticulum; Golgi apparatus. The transcript has 10 exons. Gene Ontology annotation, molecular function: protein-cysteine S-palmitoyltransferase activity.
AGGAACACACCCAGAGAGGCCGAGGAGAGGAAGAAGAGGAGGCAGAGGCAGCCACCUACUCCUUCAAGUGUCAUUAUAACCCAAUUUCCCUCCACCUGUCCAUUAUUCCCGUGCGGUAUGAGUGGCCGGCGGUGAGGCAGGGAGGCGAGGAGAGUUCUACGGCUCCAGAAGUACGGGAAGGCCAAAAGGGUGAAGAAAAUUGAUAAAGUAGAAGAGUGUCAGAGGCGAGGAGGAGGAGGAGGAGGCAGAGGGCAGCCCACCUACUCCUUAAAAAAGCCUCAUUCUCCGGCAGUUUCCCUCCACCUGGCCCUUAUUCCCGUGUUCCGUGGCCUCAGAAGUGCGGGGAAGGAUAAAAGAGGAAAAUAUAUUGAUAAAAGUUCCGCGGAGUGUGAGACGCGAAGAGGAGGAGGAGGAGGCGAGGAUGAUGAGGAGGAGGCGGCUCUCAGGAGGAGGUAAGGAGGCCAGGAGGUGACCACAAGGCACAGGAAGGACCCUUUUCCGGCCUUCUUAAUGCUGGAGGCCGGCGAGUACCAGCGCGUGGCCCUCGAGUCACCCUCCCAGUCCCCCACCCAGUCCAGUGACCGCCUGCUGGACAACAAGUGCGUGCAGUCCAGCGCCAGCUCGUCCUCGGAGGACAACCUCGACCUCGAUGUGACCUCCGCCGCCCAGCAGGUGAAAAUGGCAAGCGUGAAGCGGAAGUGGCAGAUCUUCCCAGGGCGUAACAAGUUCUGCUGUGACGGCCGCAUCAUCAUGGCGCAGCAGACGGGCAUCUUCUACUUCACUGUCAGCCUCAUCGUGGUCACCAGCGUGCUCUUCUUCGUCUUCGACUGCCCCUUCCUCGCCUUGAACCUGACGCCGGCCAUCCCUGCCGUCGGUGGUCUGCUGUUCAUCUUUGUCAUGUCGGCGCUGUUCCACACCUCCUUCACCGACCCCGGCAUCAUUCCCAGAGCCACGGUAGAGGAGGCCGUCUACACCGAGAAGCAGAUAGAGGUGCCAAACUCCGGUAACGGUCCACGACUGCGACCACCACCCCGUACCAAGGAGAUCACGGUGAAUGGUGUGACAGUGAAACUAAAAUACUGCUUCACAUGCAAGAUCUUCCGGCCGCCCAGAGCCUCGCAUUGCUCCAUCUGUGACAACUGUGUGGAGAGGUUUGACCACCACUGUCCUUGGGUGGGGAACUGUGUGGGCAGGAGAAACUAUCGCUACUUUUAUCUCUUCAUUAUAUCCCUCGCCUUCCUCUGCGUCUUCAUCUUUUCCUGCGUCAUCGCUCAUCUUGUGAUAUAUAUGAAAAACGAGGAGCAGACCUUCAUGGCGUCGGUCCAGAAGAAGCCGGCCUCCGUGAUCGAGGGCGUCAUCUGCUUCUUCUCCGUGUGGUCAAUCCUGGGCCUGGCCGGCUUCCACACCUACCUCACAACAUCCAAUCAAACCACCAAUGAAGAUAUCAAAGGCUCCUUCUCAGCCCGACGAGGACAGGCCAACUUCAACCCUUACGGCUAUGGGAACUUUUGCUUAAAUUGCUUGGCGGUGUUGUGCGGUCCAGUGCAGCCAAGUCUCAUAGACCGGCGAGGGGUUGUGACCUCUGAGUAUCUCACCAGCACACAGGGCAAGGCCGGGGACAUCCAGGGCAUCUCCAGAACCUACGGCACGGUCUACACUGCCCAGCCCACUAAUGGACUGGUGUCUCCUCGGGCAGGGUCAGAGGGUCCUGCGGGCACACACGGAGGCAAUGGUGGUGGUGGUGUUGUAGGGGGAGGUGGGAGUAACGGAGGUGGUGGCGCUGGUGGUGUACCUGCUGGUGGAGCUGUCGCGGCAGAGAACUCCACUUCCACAGGCUCCCUCAAGAAAAAGUCUGUGUCCUCCCAGUCUGUUAAUGGGAAAGACGUUGUGGGCAGCGGCAACCUAGGAGCCCCAGCGACGGUCUCCCAACUCCAGUCAGCAGCGGUGGGGGCGAGUCCUGCCGGAACACCCCCAGGGGACCACGUCUCUGUGACAACUGGGCCGGGGGUGGUUGGGGGCAGCCACGCAGGGGUCACCUCCAGUCAGCUGUACCUCCUUGACAGCUCCUACGACCUCGACCUGGACUCCAUAGACGGCUCUGUGUCCCAACCCUCACAUUCCGAGUCCUCUCAGUUAGGACUCAUACACAGCAAUGCGGUAUAGAGCCUCUUCUUGCCUCCCCCACCCCCACACUCCUCACUCGUCUCUCCUGGUGCAGUGUUGCCGUGUGACGCCGUUGUCGUUAGUUCUUGCCUCAGUGACCAGCUUCCUGUCAGCGUGGGGGGUUGUGGGCUCCUGUUAUGUGCUGAAUUGUGUUGGUGACGCUGAAGACCUUUGGAAGAUAAUGCGCCAGAGCAGAGAAGCUUAAGUGUUGUGUGGAUGGAAAACAAGCCCUGCUAUCAGUGAAUCACAUCUGACAUGUAAUCCCAAGAUCUGUAUUUACAAUGUUUGCACAAUCAGUUUUAUUUAGGACUUUUAGUCCGUUGUAUACUCGUCUUCAAUCAUAGGGUUAUGGUGUUGCAUAAUACAUGUGUUUUACAUAAAAAGCUUUUUGUGUUGGUACAUAAGUUGUAUAACACACAAUUAAGAAUGCCUCAGGAGGAAUGCCAGAAAUCUUUCCUUAUACUCUGGAUACUUCCAAAAGGAAGGAACAAGUUUUUCUCUGAGCUGAAUAGUUACUCAUUGUUCUCUGUAACCGUGCAAAACCAAACCACCUUUGUCGUCUUGCUUCAUGAGCAGUGCUGCACACUCUGCCUAUACAGGAAAAGAGGUUAUGAUGAUGAUGAGGAGGAGGAGGUGCAGUUCAAAGUCCAAAUUUACACAUUAAUGCAGUUUUCCACACAAGCUAGUUUGGCUGGUGAGUUGUGAGAGGUGUUGUGCAGUUCCCAAGGCAUUAUGUCCUGGAGGUCUUGAUGGUCAUUCCACACUUGUUCUGUUCCUCCCCAGGACAUUCUGAACACUGCUGAAUGUAAAGCAAGAAACUGAGACGCCAGUGAAGAAACAUUGCCGGCAGGCACAGACUGUGUCGUGUGUACCAACCAAAGUGUGCAUAAUGCAGUGCUAAUGCUACUACAGAUUAUAUAUAUAAUGUUUCGGUUCUUUGAUGGACAUAUUUGUUUUGAAUUGGUUAGUUAUGCAAGGAUGGACAGAAUAUUGACUAGCCUCUGUGUCUGUGUGCUUGUAUUUCUGUGGAAUAUAAAUUUAUGUACAUUUAUAUAAAUGUAUACAUAUGUUCAUACACAGACACCUAUAUGAUUUGCAUCAUUAUUUUCUUUCUAAUUGUCAUGUAAAUUUGAAUACAGAAAACUUUCAGGUAUUUUGUGUGUAAAAUAUAAUUUUAUUUUUGUAUGCUUGAGUAACAUCAACGCCAGAUUGUUGUACCAAAGUUUUCUUCUCUCUUUGUGCUCCUUCCCUGCUACUCCUUGAGGCUAACAGUCAGCUGUGUCUUGCCAUGAGGCUGGUGAGUGAUGCAUUCUUUGACAGUUGAUGAUACCGUUUUGUACCAUUGCCACGUGACUGAGGAACAACUGCGUGAAGAAUUUGGAUUGGUUAAGUGCAUUUGUAAGAGAAGGGAGUGACUUCAUCAUAAAAAUCUUCUGCAUGUAACAAAAUUGCACUGUUGUUAUCUAGAAAAAAUCACAUAAUGUUAUUACUUGGCUUACAAGAGUAUAUUUUGUUUAAUUUUGAAAGCUUCAAAAGAAAUUCUAAAAGAGUAAUGUUGAUCCUUUUUGCUGUUGGACCGCUGCAAAUUUAGUCUUACUGGUUUGCCAGUUAACCUGAUACAUACGAGUAUAUACUGUGUUGAUAGAUUCAUAAGUAGUGAGGAUAUUAUUCGUUUAUAAUAGGGAGGUACUGGGUCUGCUGGGGCAGCAACAGGAAAUUAUCAAGUCAUGUCAAUGUCUGAGGCUGUUGAGGUCCUAGAGGUGCAUCAUUCUCUUCAUGCUGUGUUCCACUUUUAAAUUUGCUUCCUUCACACACUAAAAGCAAUUACUAAGGCUUUGGAGACCAACAAGAUUAUUUACAGCAUGGGAAAGCAUCUUGUAAUUUAUUUUUCAUUGGUAUCAUGUGUACAUGAAGGUUUUUCAGUAAAAGAGUCUGGUGAAGGAAAGAUUGCAUGGAAAAUCCAAAAGCGGUGUGUGUCUAUGAUCCUGUGCUAGACAUUCAGGACGUUGGGGCUGAUCCCAGAGUGCUGUAGAACCACAAGUGAGGUGUGAGAUCUAGGUGGCUGUGGGGGCAUGCUUCCCCUGAAAGAUUUUCUAUUUAGACUGACUCAACGUAUUUACUGCCACCUGAGAGCAAUGAAAAGAAGAAACCAAGCAAUCUAGAGUACUGCAAAUUAAUUCCUGCUGGACAAAAAAUAAGGGGCUAAAGUUCUGAAAGCCCAUGCCUAACAACAGUUACUCAUGUGCUGGACUUGCAGUUGCUGGCCAGUACCCUUCCUGAAAUAGCUUGGAGCUGCAUAUUGACAGAUCUCUGGUUACAGCUUGGCCCUCACCACACACUCCACUCCCCUUGCUCAAGAUGUGGCAGUAACUGCUCCUGUCAACGGAGAAUCUUUUUGGCCUGAGCAAGGCGGGAACCUCAGCUUGCUGGGAGGCAGUUUUAAUGCGUUAGUACACUGCAUCACUGAGCGCUGGGUGUGUGCAUGCACUUUAUAUUGUUUAUUAUUUUAUUAUUUUUCUGAUAUUGGUUUUCACAUCAUGAGCUUUUCCAUGUUGUCCUCACCUGAACACACUCAAGGGUCUGACGUGAGUCUGAGCGGCAGUAGCAGGUGUAGGUACAGGCUACAUACUGGCAGCCUUGUGUGUGCUGCUCAGUGAGAUGGGAAGCCACUUCCAUGGCUCCCCAGACAGGACCUUAGUCAAACCUUUCUGGUCAGUAAAACUAAGAUGGAUGGUAACAGCCUCUGGCAUACAAAGAAACAUUUGCUCUCUUUUUGAGGUGGCUGUAUUGCAUAUACUACAGCAGAAGUUGAUCACAUCACCCACUCAAGUUUUCUCAUACCAAUUAUUCAUGAAACUGCAUGCUUCGAUGGUUGAUCUACAUAAGUUUAGCUUUCAUUAUAGUACUAAAGCUGAAGCUAACAACUGUGUUGAAAAAGGCUACAUUUUAUUGUUAUAAGCUACAAAUUUGUCCAACUCCCCUGUGUUGUAGGUACGAAAAGUUCAGAACUCUUGCCUAGGACAUUCUCCAUAAAGUAUACACCUCAGUUUCAUAUCCCUCAGUGGAGAUGACUGUCACUUUCUGGGACUUUUAUUACUUUCCUUCUGAGUCUUGUCCAUGACUGACCCUCACUGUCCUGAGGUGAGUGUUAGGCGACGCUGAACCUUCCCUGUGCAUCUUUGUUCGUGAUUCCUUUGACACAGGUCUUGAAGGGAAGCAAUAUUUCCUAUGGUGAUGCACGGGGCGGUGGUUUGUAGAGCCCAUCUCAAGCCAGUGAUUAUGUUAGAAGUACCAAGGUAAUAGUUUUCUAUGGGUGAAGAUAAUGUUUAGUUUAUAACUAUUUGAUGAUAUAUAUAUAUAUUUAUACUAUACAGGAUGUAUGAAGUAGUAUGUGAUAGUAUGUGUAUGUGUGGAAACUAAUGUGAUAUAAAAUCUUUUCCUUGAUUUGUAACUUAAUUUUAGGGCAGCGGGGAACCCUCAGCGGCCAACCAUGUGUGGUCCAAAGUGGCCCAGAGGUCUGUGUCCCAGCUGCAGGUGAAGAGUCUUGGCUUUUAUUCAUGGGCUUUACAGUGUUGCCUGGAGGGUCAAGUGGAGGACGCCCAGUCCAAGUAUAUCAUCUCAGUAUAUUGAGGGAAUUUUGUGAGCAGUUUAGUCACUCUUGUAAAUGAAAACUUAAAAGUUACCUGAAAAGUGUGUGGUUGUAUGCAUGCUUGUGUGCCUCCUCGUGUUGAUAUGUAAGUGUAUGCAUGCAUGCAUUUUUAAAUGUGCUUGUGUGCAUAUAUGUUUGCAUAUUUAUAAUUUUUUCAUUAAUCAUUCAUUACCACAGUCACUCAUCUGAUAUCAUUGUAGGUUUGACGUUCAUUCUGUCCAAUAAUGUAUGUUGUUAGCAGUAUGUAGCCUCACAGUCAUUACUUCCUGUUUGGGACAAUUCCUAUGCUUGUUUGUGAAGGAAGUGAAUCAUUCCUCGGACAGACAGCAAUACUCACUGUAUGGUUUCUGUAAGGUGAUAUGUUUUCCAGCCUGAGCUGGGUUGCAGUGUCCUCCCAUUCCUAACUCGUUGAAAGGUUUGAUUCCAUAUCACGGCAAUUUUUUGCUGAGCAGCAGCUCGCUCUCUUGUCACCCAAACAAAGCUCCAUGGGCUUAGCUGCCUAGCUUCAGGAGAUUCUUAAAUUUUUUUGAUGUUGUCUGGAAAAGCAAAUACGAUGUAAGGAAUCUGGGAGAAGAAAUCACACCUUUAGGUUAGGUUAAGGCAUCAGGAGUGAGAAGGCAUUGUACCCACAGCAAUAAUGUUUAGUGUUUUAUGUUCCUGAAAUCUGUUGUAGGGGUAUAGUGUUUUGUGGAGGAAGGUGGCCAGGACUAUGAAGGUUGUACAGCAGCAUUGUAAUGUAUUUCACCAGCAAGAAACAUUUUCUGCCUGGACAAUACCAUACGUGAUGCAGUUGUGUUGAGGUGAUGUUGUGUAAUAAGUCCAUGGAAUUUCAAAGUCAGUACCUUGCAAAGAAAAUUGCCUUUUGAAUGUUCAUAAAGUUUAGAGCAAGCCCUCAGUUCAUGCAGUCUUAGGUGGCAGUAGUAAGAGUCGAAUACAAAAUUAUAUACGGUGUUGUAAAUCAUUUAAGUUAAUCAGAGUAAUAAAUACUACUACAAAGAGUGAACAUACUUGAAGAAAGCCUAAGGAGAUUUGCUGUCAUGGGGUAUCUUUCCCAUAAGCAUGACACAUCAGUUUGGCAUGUUGAACAGCAGUCUGUAGGAGAAUGUAAAGAAUGUAUACCAUGUGAAAGGUGUUUUUAGAGGGCGUAGAUGCUGCAUUAAGCCACUGUCUUCUUGAUUAAGUUUGAAGGAAAUGAGGAACUAGAAUGAAAAAAAAUAUAAAUGAUACUGUGGAAAAUGAAUUUAGGCCAAGCUGUCUAAACUUUGAGCAUUCUCGGAAGUCCCACUCCAGUAGCAGGAUGUGAAGUGUUACUCGUGAGAACUUGUGUUGGUGUCUCUUCUAUUCCUGCCAUCAGAACGGAAAUGUUUUAACUCGUGAUAUUAUGUUUUGAUUACUCUGUGAGGGUGCAUGACUGUGUGUGUGUGUGUGUGUGUGUGUGUGUGUGUGUGUGUGUGUGUGUGUGUGUGUGUGUGUGUGUGUGUGUGUGUUAGAGAAGAAGCAGAAGUUUUCCUCCUUUAGCCUAUAAACCAUCCUUAUAAAACGUUCUUGUGUGAGAUGUUUGGCACUUUCAGAAUCCUGUUUGUCCCUCCUUUCUCCUUAGCUUUCUGUUUCCUGGGGGUCAGUCACAAUCAGUUGGAGUACUUUCUCUUGUACCGGAUGAGUGAGAAAUAAUUUUAGACAAAGCCUUUGACUACCUUUAGGAGAGAUUUUUCAUAAAUUGUAAAAUUAUGCAAAACAUACAAACCAAAAAAAGGUACACUUGUAAUGAAGAUAAUUAUAAAGGUUCAUUUGAA